CCGCCCGCCGCUCUGUGGAAAACUCAAGGGGCAAGAUGGACCGAGUUGUCCUGCUGGUUCUCCUCGCAUCUCUUCUCGUUACAGGAUAUUCCCAAAGCAUGAGAAAUUGUGAACACGAGUCGGUGCCCGGAUCUAAAGAUGGACCUCAUGAUCUGGUAUGCUACUUCACAGGAGAUAUUAUAGAUGGCUUUAACUGCUCGUGGACUGCUGGAACUCGUCACACAAAUGCUACCCUCUACAAACUAAAUAUACAUUGGAAGUAUAUGGGGAGAAACGUUACAAUUUUUUCUGAUAUCACUGGUGUUCUUUACACAAUUCCACGAAAAAAACUUUACAUUUCAUCUAAUGCAACAAUAUGGGUGGAAACGAUGAAUAUGUGUCAAGCAUCGAAGUCCAUAACAUUGAUACCUGAGAAGUCAGAGAGACCAGAAGCACCGUCGAACUUAAACUAUUCUUGGAAAUCUGGACAGCUACUUCUGAAAAGGAAAGCUUCACAAAGAUAUCUGUAUCAGAUAGCGAUCGCAAAAGGUGGGACUACAGAUUGGCAACGGUUAAAUUUUACAGAUUCCGAAGCACUUCGUGGAUUGGAACCACAGUCUGCCUAUGAUUUUCAGGUACGCUGCAAAACCAUGGCAACCAGCAGCAUUUGGAGUCUGUGGAGCAAAACGUACCACGUUCCUCCAGAUCUAAACAAGCCACAGAUUUAUCCACCAGUCACUAAGCCAUUACAGAAAACAGGGAUACGUUCGGUUCUCUUACGUUGGAAGGGCAAGAUUGUUGAGAAAGUCAUUUUCAACCAACUCAACAACUUUAUGUAUGAGAACAGUAUUCUAGAAAAGUCUCAGUCAGGUUUUAGAGCAAACCACAGCGCGGAGAAGGCCCUUACCAAAAUUGGCAGUGACCUUCGUCUCAGCACCAAUGCCAAAAGAGUCUCAGUUCUAAUUCUUCUAGAUCCAAGUGCUGCCUUUGACACAAUUGACCACAACAUUCUCCUAUAUCGCCUUGAGAAUUGGGUUGGCCGAUCUUAUGGUGCCCUUAAUUAG
Molecule: messenger RNA, 1043 nt
Organism: Mobula hypostoma (lesser devil ray)
Lineage: Eukaryota; Metazoa; Chordata; Chondrichthyes; Myliobatiformes; Myliobatidae
Exons: 8
Coding region: 36-1043 (335 amino acids)
Biological process (GO): cytokine-mediated signaling pathway
Cellular component (GO): external side of plasma membrane
Molecular function (GO): cytokine receptor activity; protein binding
Source: RefSeq, a predicted model, not a curated record